GAAGCUUCAACCUCAAGGAAAAAAGUUAAAAUAUCAUUCCCCACCUCUGAUUAUCCAUCCCUACUCGAGAGGUUGGAGUAGUCAAGGACAAGUGCCCAUUUCUUUAGUAAUCACUAUUCAGUUGUUAUCAGCUGAUGAUGUUAGGUCUGUUCUUGUUUACACACACAACUUUUCAUCACGAUCGUAUGCAUUAAUUCUUAAUACUUCUUACAACAAUGAUUGCACUGAGCUUUGCCCUUCGUUCUUCGUCAAUACUGAUUCGUCCGUCAUGCAGAUCUUUGACCUGCGGUGGAGGCAACAGAAAAAGCUGCAAACUUUUGGUUCUUGGUGGUGGUACUGGAGGAUGCACAGUUGCUUCAAAAUUUGCAUGUAAGCUCGGCAAGGAUAAAGUUAUCAUUGUUGAACCGACGUUGGAACACUAUUAUCAACCUAUGCUAACUUUGAUAGGGGGAGGAAUAAAGAAAUUGGACGAUGCAAAGCGUCAGAUGAAGGAUGUACUGCCGAAAGGAGCGAUUUGGGUCAACGAUAGAGUUGUGUACAUUGAGCCCGGUACGAACACAGUCAGAACAGAAAAUGGGACAGAAAUUUCGUAUGAAUAUCUUGUCAUUGCACUUGGGAUCGAUAUGAAUUUCAACAAGAUUCCAGGUCUCGUCGAAGGUUUGGAAGAAAACAACAGCCAAGUCUGUUCGAACUAUUCGCCCAAGUAUGUUAACAAAACGUUUAAAUCGUUGCAAAAAAUCAAAAAAGGCCAAGCGGUAUUCAGCUUUCCGAAUACGCCUGUUAAGUGCGCAGGUGCACCUUUGAAAGCAUGCUUAAUCUCUGAAGAUUAUUUCAGAAAGGAAAACAAAAGGGAUAAUAUUAAAGUGAUUUAUAGAACUUCUCUACCUACAAUUUUCUCUGCUAAACAUUAUGCCAGCAAACUCUUAGAACUCUGUGAGCAACGUGAUAUUGAUGUCGGCCUUAAAAAGGAACUCGUUAAAGUGAAAACUUUAUCAAAAGAGGCGAUAUUUAGAAACAUUGAGAGACCUGCUGAAACUGAAACAAUUAAAUAUGCCAUGUUACACGUGACCCCUCCGAUGUCAGCCCCCAAUGUCUUAAAAACAGGCCUAAAACUCGUUGACAGCAACGGCUUCUUAAAUGUAAACAAGGCCACUUUACAACACAUAGAGUAUAAAAAUAUAUACGGUAUAGGGGACUGCACAAAUCUUCCUACUUCCAAAACCGCAGCAGCUGUUGCUGCCCAGUCUGGUGUUCUCUUCGAAAACCUGUUGGCAGACAUGAAAGGGGACAAAACUCCAAAAGCUACCUACGACGGAUACACAUCUUGCCCUCUGGUCACGGGAUACCAGAAUUGUAUAAUGGCAGAGUUCGAUUACAAUCUCCAACCCCUUGAAACCUUUCCGAUCGAUCAGAGAAAUGAACAUCGUUCUAUGUACUUCAUGAAGAAAGAUAUAAUGCCACUGCUGUACUGGCAUGCGAUGCUUAAAGGGUACUGGAGUGGUCCAAAAAUGGUACGAAAAAUUCUUCACUUUGGAACUGGAAAAUAAGUGUUAAAUACAAACUACAAUGACUUCAGAAUAAUUCAAACAUUGAAUUAUUAUUGAAGAUUAAUCAUUUGCAUUCAUACCAAAGAAGAAAAGCAAGAAAAAUAUAUUUUUGCGUCACAAUCAAUUUUAAGAAAAAUGCACUGAAAUGAUCUUUACAUCAGCAAUAACUGGAUUCUUCUCUACCCCUAUCAUAACAAUAUUAGGAUAUCCUAAUACAUGGUAAUAAUAUUAAAACAAGAUACAAUUGAGGAAAUUGUUCAAAUAAAUAUGCUUUUG
Messenger RNA from Cimex lectularius (bed bug), 1823 nucleotides. It is a transcript of the gene Sqor, whose product is annotated as sulfide:quinone oxidoreductase, mitochondrial. Gene Ontology annotation, cellular component: mitochondrion. Gene Ontology annotation, molecular function: FAD binding; sulfide:quinone oxidoreductase activity. NCBI's taxonomy places the organism in Eukaryota, Metazoa, Arthropoda, Insecta, Hemiptera, Cimicidae. The coding region runs from base 216 to 1547 and encodes 443 amino acids. The transcript has 8 exons. The record is from RefSeq and is a predicted model, not a curated record.